AUUCAGCAUUAUAUACGUUCAUAAAGGUAUCCGCGUACCUAUCUUUAAGGGGUUAUUGGAUGGACCCUGAGUAUCUUUCUCACCGCGGAACUAAUAAAGUACUUAUGAGAAAAUGAGCCAAUCAAAUAGAACGGAGCCAGAAAGUCGGGUCCGGUCUGUCGGUUGCACACCUAAAGUUACUUAUUGGGGAAGUCAACCUCUUUUCAACUCUCUUCCAAACUUGUAUCACCAACUGAGUUGAACAAUCGCGAUCUACUUUUUCAAAACUGUCGAAAUCUACACAUAUCUACACAUAAGCACCUGCUUUGUAAUUCAAUUUCACUCGCAAUGGAGGAAGAACCGACCCUUCCCAAACUGCCCGCAGUUUCUUGGGAUUCCGAUACGCAGACAUUCACCAAUACGCGAAAACGCGCCCGUGAUCAAUCGCUCGCACUGCCGACUUUUAACAACUCGAGUGAUCCAGCUAUAUUUUCUAGCGAUGAUGAUCCCAGCCUGGAGAACUAUACUCAAAACCAGCGUCGAAAGAAAAGAUAUGUUGGCUCCUGGUUUCAACAGCACCCCACUUCUUCCGACUCGACAUUUUCCGAAAUUGUCCAGCAACCACUACCUAAGACUAGAAGAACUUUUCGACGUCAAUUUGACAGUGGUGUUUGGUUGGGAAGUGACAAUUCUGUUGAUAUGGAAGAAGACUCAGUUACAGACGUUAAAACGCCUGUCGAGUCUAAGUUGUUACAACUUGGACAUGUUCGAGCUACUACGACCAUUUCCUCCACCGAAGCAAAUGCUCGGCAAGUGAUUCAAGAUGCAAUCGACAAAGGAACUCAGGUCGUCAACCUCACUUCUUUCAAUAUCGAGACGAUUUCCAAUGCAACAAUAUCACAGAUCUCCCUUUUCGAUACUAUACCCCUCAUGACCGAAACCUUCCCAAUCGAACGAAAACAGCCGUCUAUCGAAGUUUACCUCGCCAGUAACCCACUUAUCCGUGUUCCUGGAGCUCUCUUCAACUUAGAGAAUUUAACAGUUCUUAGCCUUCGCAAUACUAAGAUCACCGAGCUCCCUUCCAGUAUUCGGAAUUUGCGUAACCUAGACACAUUGAACGUCUCUCUUACUCGCCUCCGAUAUCUACCUUGGGAACUUACAGAUUUAUUAAAGUUCCCUAGUAAGCUUCGGACCCUAAAUAUACACCCUAACCCUUUCUACCAACCAGAUGAGUUGGACUCUACUCUCCUCGGCGGUGCCUGCGAAAAGAACUGGAUGCACCAAACCACGCCUGAUGAACUUAUACCUCUUCCGGAACCGGGCAGACCGUACAUGUUGAACAUGUCAGAUGAUAUACCCAUCGACUCCGCAUGCUUAAAACCCGACGCCGCAAAACACAAUGCGAUGUAUUGGCAAGCAUAUGCGCUCGCACGAACCCCAGUCCAAUACAAUGACGUCCGAGGUUUCGUAGUUUCCACUUUCAGAUUAUCCCGACAAAAGUCAACUGGCUCAGAAAGCCCGUCCGAGCACCUGGACACGGUCUUACCAACCGAAGAUAUAUGUUCAGCACCAGCACCCCCACCUCCUAGUCGCAGCCAAUUCAGCUCAACAAGCAAUCCAAGCCGUGUGCCCUCAUUGCUAGAACUCGCUCUCCAGUCUUGCGCCAAAAGCGGACAACUUCGUGACUUACCAUCAUACCUCCCGCACAAUGCGCCAUCGCAUUUAUUAGAGAUACUAGAAAGAAUUGCCCAGCAAAGCGAGGAAGGUGGUAACUGUGGCGACUUACCCUGUUCGGUAUGCGGACGACGCGUUACGGUCCCCAUGGUUCAAUGGAUAGAAUGGUGGGAGGUCAGGCAAUGUGCUCCUGGUGAGGAUAGUUUCAAGAGCGUAGCUGGCACGGGUGAGAAUGAACAAGCCAUUCCUUUCUUGCGAUGGGGGUGCUCUUGGAAGUGCGUGCCGAGUGGAAUGAUACCUGGACAGAGGCUCCCCGGCACGGUCGUGAGGUGAGCCAUAGUGACGGCUCAGCGCGAAUGAGGUACACCCUCAACCCGAUAUGUGCCAACAGAACUCGACAUUUCAAGAUAUUCAUCGUGUUAUUAUAUCCACGAAUAUCGAUCCCGGCAACACUAGUCAAACCAUGGCUUGAACUGAUUGCUAAUUCAGUACGGCGAAAAUGGGGGCUUUUCUAAAGUUCUUGUACUAAAACUCGCAUCUACCAACUCGAUGACGUAUAUGUACCACAACGCGAUUUCUGGCGGAGGGCUUAUGAGCCCUUGUAUAAUAGGCGGUUGUUUUUGUGACAUGUCUCACUAUUCAUGAGUACAUUUACGCAAUUCUGAGACACUCAAGUCGCCGAACAGCAAGGCACCUGUAUUUUAGGCGUAUAUUUAAGCUAACUCGUUAAAUGACGAGCUAGUAAAGGGAUAAAGAGAUCGAUGGUGGCAGGAGCUUAGUCGCAGAGCCACUUUUACAAGUGAGGCCACGGCCGAUGAGUAUGUAACUGCCUAGUUGCGCAUGCUGUUAAAUUAAGAAUGAAUUGUAAAAUGAACCAAUACUC
This is a messenger RNA of Hypoxylon trugodes, 2536 nucleotides long. RefSeq lists its product as uncharacterized. The coding region runs from base 328 to 1986 and encodes 552 amino acids. NCBI's taxonomy places the organism in Eukaryota, Fungi, Ascomycota, Sordariomycetes, Xylariales, Hypoxylaceae. The transcript has 3 exons. The record is from RefSeq and is a predicted model, not a curated record.